UUUUUUUUUUUUUUUUUUUUUUAAAAAAAACAUAUACUUCUAUUAUAUAUGAAGUCCAGUCUACUUGUUUUAUUGGGUCUAAUAUGUAGCCUUGCAUUUGCCCAACUUGAUCAAGCACGAGUGAAAAUUGAUUCAAACUUCAGAUCUACCAAACAUAUCUUAUUUGCUGUUACGAUUCCAGGUUCUUCUCAUGUCACUUGGGUAAUGCGUUUCCUUGACGAAUUAACAAAACGUGGUCACAAAGUUACCUUUGCCACAGUGGAUGAAAAUGUAAAGUAUAGUGCUCCUUAUCCUCUUAUCACAACUGCCUCUUUUGGUCCAGCCAAUUUCAAUCAUACUGCCUUGUUUACAGAAACAAAUAGCCAUCCAUCUCCGUUUACUCUUUUCCCUACCAUCCAUGAAUUUCUCUUACCUACAUGGCCAAGAAGCUACAAUUUGAUAAUAGAACAAAUUGAGAAGUACAACGUGGAUGUACUUAUCUGUGAUUUCUUCACAGAUGCAUGUAUUGAAGCUUCUCAUACCAAGAAACUACCAUUAAUUGUCACCGCAACAGGAACUUUGACUCCAGAUUCCGCUACAGAAUACUUCAAUCAAGAUAUCUAUACAUCAGAAGAACCUACUACUGUAAAUCAAUCCGUUUUUCGUCGGUUCUACAAUAAAUUUAUUGCUCCUCUCAAGGUGAUUUGGACAGUCAAACGUCAAAUGUAUACAUUGUUACAAUACAAACGAAAGGCCGGAAUAUUGGAUGCGAAAUGGAUUGACAAUCCUUACGACAAAACAGCACAUGCUUUGAAGAUCAUUGGAAAUAUGUUUGGAUUAGAAGUGGCAAGACCUUUAGGUCCCUUGGUUGAACUGGUAGGUCCUGUGCUUGACAGAAGUUACCCUGGAUUGGAUUCUGAUUUGGUAUCCUACUUGUCUCUUCGGCAAAAAGUGGUUUAUGUGGCCUUUGGACAACAUAGUCGUGCUAUAAUAUCUGAUGUAGAACGUGUAUUGACUCCUUUGAUUCAUCAGUUAGAAAAGGGUCAUAUCGAUGGCAUUAUUUGGUCUAGUGGUUGUUUAGAAGCAAAUCGAUUCCCUGCUACUAUUACUUCAUCCUAUUCUGGCAAGACUUAUAACACUACUUCCCUUCUCAAUACCAAUAAGAAACGUUAUUUCCGUAGAUCAGGUGACCUCUUGGAUGAAAUUUAUACGACGAAAUGGUCCCCUCAAAUGGCAAUCCUACUGCAUCCCUCUGUUCAAGUAUUUGUAUCUCACGGUGGCGCCAAUUCGAUCUUUGAAUGUCUUUAUGCUGGAAAGAGACUGCUGUUCUAUCCUUUCUUUGCUGAUCAACCAGGUGCAUCAAAACAACUCUCGCAGAUGGGCGUUUCAGAAUAUUUUGACAACCAUUCAGAUCUUACAGAUAUUGACGAUAAGGUGGAAAAGGUGAUUCUCGAUCGUGAUGGAUUUUAUCAAAGCAAUAUCAAAAGAUAUCAAGCCAUUAUUCAAAUACAAAGCAAAGGGGCUCCUUCUCGUGCAGCUGAUCUAGUGGAAGAAGUUGCAUUUUCACAUGAUGGUCAAAUUUUACCUCAUCGAGAAGAUGUUGGAAACUCGAUGUCAUUUAUCAAGCGGUACAACCUGGAUGUCUAUCUUAUUGCGAUUCUUUUGAUAGGAUCGUUCGUUACUUUUGUAUCCUUUAGGUUGGCAAGAUUGAUUAAAUUCUUCUAUCAUGGUUACCAAAUCAAACAAAAAAGCAAGUUUCUCUAAAGUCAAUGGAUGGAUAUCAUACUUGUUUUAUUUAGUUUUAUUUAGUUUGAUUAUUUUUUAUUCAUCAAAUAAAUUUUUUUUAUAUCAAAAUAAAAUGUAGACAUUCAUAUUUAUACAAUAGGUCUCUGCCCUCAAAUGGAAAAGGCGAUGGUCAUUUGAAAAUAUGAUUUCACAGGAUUGCGUUUUCAAACUCACACUUUGUACAGUCAAUGCGGAAAUCGAAUGCCUAUCAAGACAUAGUCUAGGUUAUUUACGCCAUGAACAUAUUUGCUGCAGUUUUAUCAUUAAUUAAAAAAAAAAAAGUGUGAAGGAGACAUCAUCA
This is a messenger RNA of Halteromyces radiatus, 2065 nucleotides long. RefSeq lists its product as uncharacterized. The coding region runs from base 49 to 1743 and encodes 564 amino acids. The transcript has 5 exons. The record is from RefSeq and is a predicted model, not a curated record. Gene Ontology annotation, molecular function: UDP-glycosyltransferase activity. Lineage: Eukaryota; Fungi; Mucoromycota; Mucoromycetes; Mucorales; Cunninghamellaceae.